Molecule: messenger RNA, 2678 nt
Organism: Thunnus maccoyii (southern bluefin tuna)
Lineage: Eukaryota; Metazoa; Chordata; Actinopteri; Scombriformes; Scombridae
Gene: hikeshi
Product: heat shock protein nuclear import factor hikeshi
Exons: 1
Coding region: 1304-1903 (199 amino acids)
Biological process (GO): protein import into nucleus
Cellular component (GO): cytosol; nucleus
Molecular function (GO): nuclear import signal receptor activity; Hsp70 protein binding
Source: RefSeq, a predicted model, not a curated record
AUUGUUUUAAGACACACUAGAAACACUGUGAAUUGUCCUUUAAGACUGGGGUUUAGACGUGUGUCAGUCCUCUGGAAAGGUCAACAACAACGGAACAAGUUUGCCUGUCAGACCAAACUGAGGGCAUCAAUAUCCCCAUAAUUAUCGAUCCGUCAGGUGGAUGGUCGAGCAGCAGAUGGAGACUCCAGUCAGAUGCAUCUCGUUGGGAUGACAGCAGUGACAAGAACAGGCUUUAGACUUGAAGAUAUCAGCAGUGUGACCUGCCUCCCGCUCAGACCGGAAGCAGAGAUGAAGGCGGUGGUCUGCAGGUGUGUGUGUGUGAGGCAAGAAGAAUGACCAGAUUCAGAGAAGAGGUGAAGGAGGACAGUAAUUCUGCGUGUUUGAGUUUUGAAGGGGGAUUUGCUGGAUAGACCUUGAUUAUAUGAAAUAUGAAAGAGCUCCUCAGAUGUUUCUGCUGUCAGGAAUAUAAACAUGUUGCUGCAGUAAGAAGAGGAGUCAGAGGAUGUGGAGAUGUGUAAAGUAGAGAAGGAGAGAGCAGAGUGCCUGCACUGCCUGGAAAAUCAUCAUACGGGGUCAGCACAGCGUCCAGAAAGACUGAAGGAAGGGGAAGUGAAGAAGAGGAGAGCAGAGGAGUACGCUGAUGCUGCUGAGAGAAAGAACCAGAGCAGGAAAGGAACUGAUCACAAUAUCUGCAGAGACAAGAAAAGACUUUUGGCAUCAUUGCCGUGAUCAUAAAUCAAGCUGCUGAAAUACAAGUGAAGUCAGAGAGAAUAAAGAUGGCGCUGGACGCUGCCAGGAGAUAUUUAUCUGGAGAAGAUCAGAUGUGACACUGAGGGAAGGAUUUGCAUCAACUCAGGCAGUUGGGUCUGAAUUAUAGAAAGGAAAAUGUCGUGAACCGGAUCACUUUGGUUGGACACUGUAAAUAAUUUGCACUGUGACGCUGUUACAGUCCAGCAGAUGGCGGUAAUCUGACACUUAUGGACGCCAACCGGCCGCCGUAGCGCAAAACAAAACACAAGAAGAAGAAGAUACAGGGGGGGGGGGGGGGUGUUGGGGGGCGAUCUGACAGAUUGAACUAGAAGCUUCUACCAGCCCGCACAGCUGCGUUUAUGUUCGCUGUCAGCGGCAGCGAGGCUCAUUUUACCGGCUAAAGACGUCCCGCUGAGGGCUGCAGGGACCCGGCUGUCAGCGGAGAGGAGCCGCUAGCUCACAGGCUAAAAACAAAGCUAAAGCUAAAGCAGUUGUUUACAGUACAGGAGGCUAACUGACGGCUAACGGAGGCUAACGGCGGCUGUCAGCGGGGAUGUUCGGCUGUUUGGUUGCUGGCAGGUUGGUGCAGACGGACGCGGUGCAGGUCUCCUCGGAUAAGUUCGUGUUCAACCUGCCGGACUAUGAGACGGUGAACCACGUGGUGGUGUUCAUGCUGGGCACGGUGCCGUUCCCCGCGGACAUGGGCGGCGCCGUCUACUUCUCCUUCCCGGACCCGGCAAGCGGCGGCCCGGUGUGGCAGCUGCUCGGCUUCAUCACCAACGACAAGCCCAGCGCCAUCUUCAAGAUCUCCGGGCUGAAGGCCGGGGAGGGCGGCGCGCACCCCUUCGGCUCGAUGGCCUCCUCCUCCUCCUCUUCCUCCAUGGCUCAGGUCGGUGUGUCGGUGGAGCCGCUGCAGCAGCUGGUGCAGCAGAUCCCGGUGUCCGGUGCCGCCGUUUCUACCGUGGACUCCUUCAUGCAGUUCACGCAGAAGAUGCUGGACAGUCUGUUCAACUUCGCCGCGUCCUUCGCCGUGUCGCAGCGGCAGAUGACGCCGAACCCCGCGGAGACCUUCAUCCCGUCCAGCUGCAUCCUCAAGUGGUAUGAAAACUUCCAGAGACGGAUGUCCCAGAACCCGAACUUCUGGAAAAACUAAAGACUAAAGCAGAGGAAGUACCAAAGACUCGCUGAGGACAGUCUGCACAGUGCCUAUAAGUUUAAUAAGAGUUCAUCAGAUUUUAUCAGACUGGCCCCGAUCUGUUAAAGUGUCUUUAAGAGUCAUUUGGUCUCUUUUUUUCAUUCAAAUAACAACAUAGUGACUCUGGAAUCAGCAGCUCAACAAAACACCAACAAAAGUCCACAAUGUUUGUUGUUUCUGAAGAUUUCAACCACAUCCAGUGGUUAUAAAAUAAAUAAAAAAGGUGAAUUCCACUUUAUUCUCAGUGAGGUUUUCCUUGAUUGAGGAAUUUUGUAGAAAUGUCAAGUGUUCCUGAAGAUUCUUUAACUGUUAUUUAUACUGGAUUAAACACUCAGAGCACUUUAUUAGGAACACCUGUGUAAUCUAAUGUAACCCAAUACAACUUUAUGUUUAUUAUUGAGGAUGUGGUUGUGUUCUUAAUAGCAUUAUGUUGAAAAGUGUUUCUAGUAUCUUGUCUAAAAUAUUAGGAACCACCAGCACCCACUACAACAUCACUAAUAAACAGGAAGUAGAAUUAUCAGCUUUCUCACAACGUCAAGAAAAACUGAAAAUGUAAAAACUUCAUAAAAGUAAAAUAUAAGUGACAGGUGUUCCUAAUAAAGUGCUCGCUGAGUUUAUUAAAUGAUGUUAAAAUGAAACUGUGAAGUUUCAGGAUUCAACAGACACAGAGUACAAGCACCUUUGAAUUCUUGUGCUGUUCACUCACUCGUUAAAAAAACUAAUUAACAAUAAA